AAGGAGUUAUUCACCAAUGUUGUCCGUACCGAUGGUUAUGCGAUUGAUUUUGUGUUCGCUCGUCGAAAAUACGAAGCAUUACCAAAUUUGACGAUGGACGACUUCACCACGGACAAACUCCAAGGCACGUUCCAACUUUGGGGCGCGGAUCCAGGGAUGACAGAAGUAUUUGUGGCAAGUGACGGCCAUGACGAAAAUCCCCAUCAAGUCAGAAAAUUUUCAACUGACGAAUUCUAUACUGUUGCGGGUUUCAAAAAGACGAAUUCAAAGGUUCUGAACCUGAAGAGAAGGAUAACGAUCCUUGCUCAAUCCGUGCAAGAAGUGGAAAGCGGGCUCAGUGGAAGAAAGACGAGCGACAAGGCGAUUUUUAUCGAACACCUGCGGAACUGGCUGCCGACGUUGCAUUUGUUAUUGAACUUUUAUGACGAACGUUUUUGUGCUCUACGGUUCUUGAAUUACAUUGGCAAGCAACGUGCGGAAGCGGAGAUAGUGGAUAUUUUCUUGGACGGAGGAAAGAAAUACAACAAACGCGGGACGAAGACCAAGCGACGUAAUCAAGAAAAGGAUCGCAAGACAAAGAAGAAA
This is a messenger RNA of Radiomyces spectabilis, 585 nucleotides long. RefSeq lists its product as uncharacterized. The transcript has a single exon. The annotation marks the transcript as partial. Lineage: Eukaryota; Fungi; Mucoromycota; Mucoromycetes; Mucorales; Radiomycetaceae. The record is from RefSeq and is a predicted model, not a curated record.